Molecule: messenger RNA, 888 nt
Organism: Sesamum indicum (sesame)
Lineage: Eukaryota; Viridiplantae; Streptophyta; Magnoliopsida; Lamiales; Pedaliaceae
Product: putative germin-like protein 2-1
Molecular function (GO): manganese ion binding
Source: RefSeq, a predicted model, not a curated record
GCCCUAUAUACAAAUAAGUUGCUCUUGUAUCAUUAUUUUCUCUAUACCCAUACCAAUUCAGCUUCUUUCUUCUACAUUCCACAGUUAGAAUUAAACAACUAUUCUUUUUCAAUUCAACUUCUUUUCAUCAAAUGGCUAAAACUGUUGUUCUAGGCUUCAUAGCCCUCAAUGUCUUCUGCACUGCCUUUGCCUUUGGCCCUAUUCCAUUGCAAGAUUUCUGUGUUGCGGAUCUCACAAGCUCCACAAGAGUGAAUGGGCUGCCAUGUAAGGACCCUGCAACAGUCCAAGCCAACGAUUUCUUCUUCAGCGGGCUACAUGUACCUGGAAACACAACGAACCCUUUCGGCACCGCCCUCACCCCAGUGACGGUGACCCAAGUUCCAGGGCUCAACACUCUCGGCCUGUCAAUUGCCCGCCUGGAUUUCGCCCCGAGUGGAUUUCUCCCACCUCACACCCACCCCAGGGCGACUGAAAUCGUGGCCGUCCUGGAAGGUUCCCUGGAAGUUGGAUUUGUUACCACGAAUCCUGGUUACAGACACUUGAGUAAGGUUCUUGAGAAGGGCGAUGUUUUCGUAGUUCCAUUGGGUCUUGUUCAUUAUCAGCGCAAUGUGGGCAGCGGAAAUACUGUCGCCAUAGCCGCCCUGAACGGCCAGAAUCCAGGGAUUAUCGCUGUUCCAAGUGCUGUUUUUGGGGCGGAUCCAGCUAUCAACAGCGAUUAUCUUGCCAAGGCUUUUCUGUUGGACAAGAAAACAGUAGAAGAGCUCCAGGCUAAGUUCUAAAUGCCGCGGAGAAGAGCGACGGAUUAUUCAAUGAAUUGAUAUAAUUUCAAUUGUUAAUUUAAUUACAUUGAGUAACUAUAAAUGCAAUAUGUUCUAUUUCUUCUUCUUA